CCAUCUGCCCCUCCUACACAUCUUGAAUAGUGAAAAUGAGUCUAUUACAAGACGUCCUCCGCACCCAGACACUGGACCACCUAGACAAGACGCUUGCAUCUACACACAUAGACGAGCAGAGCGAAGAUGAACUUGUCGAUGUUGUAUCGCUACCAGGAACUCCCUCACGAUCGAGAGCAGGUUCACGACCGUCUUCACGGCCUGCCUCAAGAGCGACUUCGCCCAGGAGGGCUGUGCGGUCUUUGCUGCAAAUGACCUCCCCUGGCCGACCGUCAUCAGAUAUCCUAAAAGCAUUCCCAACAGAGAUUUCCCAACGAAUCUUCAACAUGCUCUCUAUCAGGGAUCUCUCACGAUGUGCGAGGGUUUCGAGGAAGUGGUCGAAGAGUCAGACACUGAAUUAUGUUUGGUUCUUGCACUAUCGGAAAGACAGUUUCCACGACGACACGCUUCCACCCGGCAAAUGGACAAAGCGCGAGUCCAAGCAAAACUGGCGGGUAACUUAUCUGAAAAUCAUCGCUGAGCGCGAGCGAUCGCCUAUCUCCUACUCGCGCCCGCUCACUCCCAUCUCCUCCGGCUACCAGACCCCACGGGAUCUCCGAGAGGAGAAGUGGGAGCAGGAAAUCGAUAGCCAGCUCAAGCCCAGCAAGGUGGAGUUGCGCGAGAUGUACAAGGAGCUUGGCGGGCGAAAGGCGCGCGGCAAAGGCAAAGUCGGGAUGGAGACAGCGACAGUUAGAGAUAAGGGCGGCUGGACAGAAGAUUUUGACGACUUCUAGAAUGCACCCCUCGACGUCUCCCUUUCCGACACUCGUUCUAUCUUCAAUAUCCUUGUGCAUCCAUAAUAUUUUACGGCUAUGAACCACUUGCCCACGUAACCAGCAACAUGCGUGUAUGUUAUUGUAACAACACGAUGUAUAGGAUAGACAAGUUAUGGAGCCGGUUAUUGAUAG
Phanerochaete carnosa HHB-10118-sp is the source of this 947-nucleotide messenger RNA. RefSeq lists its product as uncharacterized. Lineage: Eukaryota; Fungi; Basidiomycota; Agaricomycetes; Polyporales; Phanerochaetaceae. The coding region runs from base 36 to 773 and encodes 245 amino acids. Gene Ontology annotation, molecular function: protein binding. The record is from RefSeq and is a predicted model, not a curated record. The transcript is spliced from 3 exons.